CGUCCCGCCGCAUGGACGCGGCCGCCGUGGCCCCGGCGGAGCCCCCGGUGCCGGCGGACACCAUCCGGCGCUGGCUGCGGGCCGAGGGCGCUGACCCCGCCGCCCCGGCCGAGGAGCAGCUGGGUCUGGCCUGGCGGCUCCUGCGGCGAGCGGAGACCCGGCUGGGAGAGCUGGAGCGGCGGCGGAGCCAGGACAUGAGAGACGUGGAGAGCUACGUGGGCCAUGUCCGUGCCCUGACAGAAGAGAGGGAUGCCGUUGCCUCUGAGUAUGAGAAGGAGAAUGAGCAGCUCAGGCAGGAGCUGGCCCAGCUACAGCUGCAGCAGGAAAACCAGCUGAAGGAGGUGGAGGAGAUGCUGGAGCAGGAAGGUUUGUCCCACAUCUCGUGCAGUGCUGCCAGUGAACAGGUUGCUUAUCUGCUGGUGGAGCGGGCGGCGCUGCUGGCAAGGCUGGAGGUGGCAGCCCAGCAGCUGGGACCCCACAGCAGCAUGGAUGGGCUCCAGUUCUGCAGGGAAGAGCUGGAGCAGGAGCAAGCACUGCCUGCAGGAGAUGGGGGAGAUCUGGAUGAGGCCGCACAGAGGCUGGUGGAGUCCCAGGAGGAGAUCCCAGGCCUGGAUGCACAAAGCAAAGAGCAGAGUGGAGCAGACAGGGCUGAGCUCCAGAGGGCCAUGGAGCACAACAGCCGGCUGGACAAGGAGAUCCUGGCACUGCGGGCGCGCGUGCAGACCCUCGACCUGGAGAGGAAAGCGUUCCUGGAGCUGGUGGAGCAGCUCAAGGAGGAGAUCUGUGAGUACCAGCGGAGCGAGAGGCCGGAGCCACCAGCGCCAGAGGGACUUGGAGUGGCCUCACUGCAGGCACAGGGCACACAGGAGGAAGCAGGAGCUGAUGGAGACCCUGGUGCCAGCAGAGCUGCCCCAUAUCAGGAGCAUGGGGAUCAGGGUGUGGAAACUCUGCACAAAAGGUGCAGGGAGGCCAUGGAGAGCACUGAGGGCAGGAAUUCCCAGCUCCUUCACAAGCUGCAAAAACUGGAGCAGGAACAAGAGGGUUUGGUUGAGCACAAUGAGAAGCUGGAAUCAAUCCUGGGAGAGACACAGAGCCAAAGCAAGCAGGAAAGCAAAGUGGAGGGACUGCACCAGAAGAUCACCAGUUUGGAAACAGAGUUGUUUGAGGUGCAGAAGAACAAAAGUGAGCUGGAUGGGAAUGAGCAGGUGACGUCUGGAGCUCAGGAGAUGCAGGAGAUGUUGGAAAGCUGUCAGGAAACAAUAGACAAGCUGGGAAGUCAGCUGGGAGAGAGGAGAGAAAGGAGAAAGCAGCUGGCAUCUGAGCUGGAGCUGCUGAGGGAAGAUUUGAAGGCUGAGAAGGUUCUGGGCAGCCAGGGUUUGCCUGACUCCCACUCACAGCUCUCAGGCCACAAAAACACCUUCCCAAAUCUCCAGAGAGCAUCAGCCAGCAGGGAUCCUGUGGAUGUAUCCCAUGAGAAGCCACACAAAGACAGUGCUUUGCUAAUUCCAGAGGCCUCUGAAGUCCUGCAAGACAGAGGACAGAGCCCCAAAGUGGAGCAGAAGCAGGAGGAUCCCUGUGCAGAGGCAAAGACCUAUGAGGAGCAGAUGGCUAAAGUGGUGUUUUUGGAAGAACAGAUCAAAAACCUGAGGGAAGAACAAGAAGUGCUCUGCUCUGAAUUACUAGAGAGCAACAAGAAGAAGGAGGAGCUGGAAAAGCAGCUCAAGGAGAGCAGUGAAGAGAAGCGGCUGCUGCUGGAAGAGAUUGCCCAGCUCAGAUGUGACAUCCGGAGUGCCUGGGAGCAGGGAGACAUGAGGAGGAUUUCCCCAGCCUUGGAGCAGAGGGAGAACAGGUUCCUGCCAUGGCAGAGCUCUGCAGGCAGCUUAGAGGGGAGCCUGAAACAGGGUGUGUCUGAGGAGAGGUUCCAGCAGCAGGAGGAGAAGCUGCAGCAGCUGCGCCAGGACCUGCGGCGGGUGCAGAACCUGUGCAGCUCUGCUGAGAGGGAGCUCAGGUAUGAGAGGGAGAAGAAUGCUGACCUCCAGAGGCAGAAUCUGCUGCUCCAGCAGGAAUGCACCAAGGUCAAAGCUGAGCUGAAGCAGGCCCGGGCCAAACUCUCAGAGACCACAGAAACAUGUUCCUCCCUCUCAGCACAGUGGGACAGGAGCCAGCAGAAGGUCAAGGAGCUGGAACUGGAGCUCUCCAAGUGCUCCCAGGCUGAUAAGCUCAGGAGCAGCCUCCAGGAGAGGCUGGCCCAGGAGAAAUCCAGAGCAGGAGAGGCACAAAAGAAGGUCUCCAAACUGCAGCAGAAGCUGAAGGAUUCCCAGCACCAGCUGCUGCUGGCAGAGGCUCGUGCUUCUGACAAGAAGCUUCUGGAGGAGGAGCUGAAGGAAGCUCGGGAGAAUGAAGCUCGAGUGCAGCAGGAACUUCACGAGGAGCAGCUGAAAAGGAGGCUCCUGGAGCAGCAGGUGGAGGAGCUGAGGCAGCAGCUCCGGCAUUCCCGGGAGACGGAGGCGUCGCUGGCCAAGAUGCACGUGGAGCUCCAGGCCAAGACCCUGCACGUCCUGGAGGAUGAGAAGAAGCUGGAUGCUGGUGAGCAUGUGCAGUGCCAGAAGGAGAACCAGAAGCUCUCGGAGCAGCUGGUGCUGCUGAAGGAGGAGAACAAAGCCCUGUAUGAGGAAGGUGUCAGACUCCUGAACCAGAAGGAUCUCUAUGUCAGGAAAUACAACGAGAUGCAGCUCAGACACAAGGACAAGAUCCGCAGGGCCAAGGAGACUUUCAUCCACGAGGUGAAACAGAGGGACAGCAGGAUCAAACAGCUGGAAAACGAGCUCAGCGAGUCCAAACUCCAAGUGGAAAAGGGGAAGGUGCUGAUUGCCCAGAUCACUGCUGAGAACGAGAAAUUACUCCAGGAGAGGCGACGGCUCCUCCAAAAAAUCUCAGACCAGGAGGAGUCCCCGUGGAGCCUCCGCUCUGGGAUUCCCUCCCUACAGAGCAGAGGGAAGACCCUGGAGGAGGAGAACGCGCGGCUGCAGGACAAGCUCCAGCUCUCCAGCCUUGUGGGCUCCUCCCAGCGCCUGGCCAGGAGCAGCCCCGCUCCCAGCACUGAGGACCUGAAGCUUGCUCCUGGAAGCCACCCUCAGAGCAAGGUGCUGCCACCUCCUCGUGCCAGCUUCCCACCCCGAGAUCUCCCAGAGCCCCUGGGCGCCCUGAAGGCCCUGCAGAGCACAAAGCCUGAGGGAGAGGCUGAGAGCCAGGAUUCCUCCUUCUGCCUGUCCCCCUCACAGCCCUCAGAGAUUGGGUACCUGAACGUGGCCUCUCCUGGGGACAGCACGGCCCCCUCAGCCUCCCCUCUGCAGGAGCAGAGCCACAGCCUGGGCUCCCAGAGCUUCUGAGCUGGGGAUGUUGGUGCAGCCUGACCAGAGCCACAGCCUGGGCUCCCAAAGCCUCUGAGCUGGGGAUGUUUGUGCAGCCUGACCAGAGCCACAGCCUGGGCUCCCAAAGCCUCUGAGCUGGGGAUGUUUGUGCAGCCUGACCUCACCUGCAGGAUCUGGGCUCCUGGAGCCAUGGGACAGCAGAGCCUGCAAAGAGAAUUGCCAAAUGGACAGAUGGACUGUGCCAUGAUUGCUGGGAUGUGUUCCAACUAAAUGAUUCCACAGUUUUGUUGUUUUGGUUUUUUUUUUUUAACUUGCCCACCUGUAAAUGUGUGUGUGAUCCCAAAUCCACUGGAGGCUGGAAUUUGUAAAUAAACUCUGUACAGUGCUAGAGGGGUGGGGUGAAGGGUGUCUUCCCUCAACCCUAAUCCCCUGUCCAGUCCAAAUCUAUAAAUUUUAUAAAUAAAACUUGCAGAAAUUCCCUUUUACCCCAUGCCCCCACACUGUCAUUCCCCUUUUCCCUUUGCUCUGUGCAGAGGGGAGCAGGAUCUCUGAGCGCUGGGGAGGGGAUGGGAAUGUGUGGGGAAGGAAGAUGGGAGGAAGGAGAAGCUCUGGGGGCAGGAUGUGAUGGGCAGAGGGGUCAGAAAUGACAGAGGGGGAGAUGGGAGGGCAAAGGGAAAAGGAAUAGGGGCAGGAGAGGGAAGGGAAGAUUUGGGAAGGGAAGGAAAGGAAAUUUCAAGGAAAUUUCAAGGAAAAGGAAGGGAAAAGGGAUACUUUUGGAAUAGAUGGUCUCUGAGGAUGCUUGGGUGACAGUGAGAGGGACCAGGCCAUGCCAAACAGGGAGUGCAGAGAGUCUGAGAGUGCCAAGAGGGAACAGCAGGGUCAGAAGUGCAGACCAGGUGGGAGCAGAGCGUGGCUGGGCAUCUCCGUGGGCCUGUCUGUGCUCCCUGGGCUCUCCCUGUGUGUUCAGGGAGCUCUGGAUCCCUCAGUGCACCCCUCUGCACCCUGGCUGUCCCUCAGAGGAUAUCCCAAGCCCUGGUCUCCAUUUUGGGGGUAUCCCCACCCCUUGGUUUGUUUUGUGCCAUGCCCAGACCCCAGCACAGCCUUUGGGUGCCCCCAACCCCUGGCUGUGCCCGUUUGGGCUCCCCAGAGCCCUCCAGGAGCCUUUUGGGGUGCACAGAACCUCUCCAUGGGAUUUGGGGUGUCUCUGGGCAGUGUGUGAGCAGUGCCUGGGGCAGCCAUGCACCCUCAUCCCCCUGGCUGUGCCUUGGGCCACAGGGGAGCAUCAGGAACACUCCCAUGGAGGGGCUUGGGGGUUUCAUCCCCUGUGAGGGGGCAGGACUGGCUCAGCCACGCUCAGGGAGAGGCAGAGUCAGGUUUUAGAAGGGGCGCAAUCCAUCAGAGAGCCUGGAGAAAGCACAGACUCAUUGCUGAGCACUGGGCACAACCCCGGUGUUACAAACUCCUGACCCAGGGAAGGUACCUGGCUGUUCCCACUGAGCCUGAACCUGAACUAACCCACUGAACUUUGAAUUUUUGGAGCUUCCACCCCUGAUGGAUCCAGACUGUGACCAUCACUUUGAAUGUGGACACUGAAAUUGCAAUAGCCAAGUCUUGUCACUGCAUCCAUGGGUGGUGAGACCUUUCCUCUCCACUCUCUACUCUGAUCCUUCCUUUUUCUUCUUUCUUUCCCUCAUGUAUUUUCUAAAGUGUUAUUUUUAUACUUUUAUAUUGGUGUAUUUCUAAAGAAAAUAAGUAAAAUGGCUACAUAGGUGAUUUCCAUUGCAAACAAAGUGU
Messenger RNA from Zonotrichia leucophrys gambelii, 5165 nucleotides. It is a transcript of the gene CCDC30, whose product is annotated as coiled-coil domain containing 30. The coding region runs from base 12 to 3389 and encodes 1125 amino acids. The transcript is spliced from 24 exons. The record is from RefSeq and is a predicted model, not a curated record. Lineage: Eukaryota; Metazoa; Chordata; Aves; Passeriformes; Passerellidae.